Molecule: messenger RNA, 779 nt
Organism: Cimex lectularius (bed bug)
Lineage: Eukaryota; Metazoa; Arthropoda; Insecta; Hemiptera; Cimicidae
Product: protein D3-like
Exons: 1
Coding region: 162-716 (184 amino acids)
Source: RefSeq, a predicted model, not a curated record
UUAACACGUUGUAAUUAUAACUGUUUUAUAUAUUUUUUGUUUCACAACCGCAAAAAACAUGUGUUUACACAUUGUUGCUACAAUAGUCUUUUAAAAGGAGAAAUAGCGUCAAAAAGACUGUUGGGCAACGUAUACCGAAAUUUGGAGUAAGUACAUCGAAAAUGAAGGCUGCUAUGGAGCGUACUAAAAUAGUGCCGGACGUGGUAAGCACGGCUCCGGAAGAUAUGUUGAACAUCCACUACAAGAGCGGGGCUGUCGUGAGCAUGGGGAACGAGCUGACGCCGACCCAGGUGAAGAACCAGCCGGACGUUGGAUGGAAGGACGCCGACGAGAACAGCCUGUACACCCUGGCCAUGGUGGACCCGGACGCGCCGAGUCGCGAAGCACCCAAAAUGCGCGAAUGGCAUCAUUGGCUCGUGGUGAACAUACCGGGGGCGGACGUCGCCCAGGGCGAAACGAUGAGCGAGUACAUAGGCGCUGCACCGCCCAAAGGUUCUGGCCUUCACAGGUACGUCUUCCUCCUCUACAAGCAGCUUGGGAAGUUGAAGUGCUCCGAGCCAAAACUGACGAACAAGUCCGGCGAGAAAAGGGGUAAGUUCUCGAUAGCCCAGUUCGCCAAGAAGUACAACUUGGACGGACCCAUCGCUGGAAACUUCUUCGAGGCGAAAUUCGACGACUAUUGCACCGUUAUCCAAAAACAACUAAGUAAGAAGUAAGUCCGCAUUUAUAGUCGCAUCACUACGAUUUUUUCCAAUUACAUUGCUUGCUUGAAACGUUUA